CCUCCACAAACCAAGCCAAGUCGAGCCGAACUUGCAAGCGCGUACAAGCAUAGACAAAGCAAAUCAGUCAACAGACAAAGCAAAACAGUCAGCUGUUUCGGAGCAGCAUUACGCGAGCUUCACCAGCUGAACGUGUUUAUGGUGGAAACGGAGAACGAUGUCUCACAGGGAAGGUAAAGUGCUGAGCCUCCGGUUUAAUCAGGACCACGGCUGCUUCUCAUGCUGCAUGGACAAUGGUCUGCGCAUCUACAAUGUGGACCCCCUCUCCGAGAAGGCUCACCUGGAUGCCUCGGUGGUGGGCAGCGUGGCCCUGUGUGAGAUGCUGUGCCGUAGCAACCUUCUGGCCCUGGUGGGAGGAGGUCCCUACGCAAAGUUUGCCGACAACACUGUGCUCAUCUGGGAUGACCUGAGCAAGCGCUUUGUCAUGGAGUUCACCUUCCCUUCCCCCGUGCUGGCAGUGAGGCUACGCAGGGACAAGAUCUUUGUGGUGAGCCGGCGGCAGAUCCACGUGAUGUCAUUCCUCAACAAGCCGUCCAAGUUGUUCUCCUGCGACACCUGGGAUAACCCCUUGGGGCUCCUGCAAGUGACUCCCCAGGCAAGCUGUGAGCGCCACCUGAUGGUGUUUCCAGCACAGCGCUGCGGCAGUGUACAGCUUGUGGACCUUUCGGCAACGGAGCCAAGCAGCUCCCUGUCCCCUGUGACCAUCCCUGCCCACCAGAACGAGAUUGCCUGCCUCGCUCUGAACCAGACAGGAACCAUGCUGGCCACAGCCUCUCAAAAGGGCACGCUGAUCCGUGUAUUUGACACAUUCAAGAGGACCCUGCUGGUGGAACUCCGCAGAGGAACCGACCCUGCCACACUUUACUGCAUCAACUUCAGCCACGACUCGGAGUUCCUGUGCGUGUCAAGUGACAAGGGCACCAUUCACAUCUUCGCCCUCAAGAACACUCAGUUGAACCGGCGGUCCACGUUCUCACACAUGGGCUUCCUGGGGCCUUACGUGGAGUCGCAAUGGGCCCUGGCACAUUUCACGGUGGCCGCAGAGUGUGCCUGCGUGUGUGCCUUUGGAUCGGCCUCUUCUGUCUUCGCCAUCUGCGUGGAUGGCUCCUUUCACAAGUAUGUCUUCACCAAGGACGGCAGCUGCAACCGAAAGGCUUACGACAUCUACCUGGAGAACUGCGAGGACGACGACCUCUGAGGCCUCUCUAAACAUCGCGGUGGCUCGAAAGGCAAAAUGUUUGUAAAUAUAAUUUUUUAACGUGCGUAAACUCAUACGUCGAGGUGCACUUUUGUUGUCUCGCUUCCUUCGUCUUAUUCCCAUCUGUGUUCUGCUUAGCAGACAGAAGAAUGUUACAGAAGCAUGCAGAUAAGACAAAUAAAGCUCAAUUUUUUCAACUGCA
Ixodes scapularis (black-legged tick) is the source of this 1400-nucleotide messenger RNA. RefSeq names its product WD repeat domain phosphoinositide-interacting protein 4. Gene Ontology annotation, biological process: autophagy of mitochondrion; protein localization to phagophore assembly site; nucleophagy. The record is from RefSeq and is a predicted model, not a curated record. The transcript has 11 exons. Gene Ontology annotation, molecular function: phosphatidylinositol-3-phosphate binding; protein binding; phosphatidylinositol-3,5-bisphosphate binding. The coding region runs from base 158 to 1198 and encodes 346 amino acids. Gene Ontology annotation, cellular component: phagophore assembly site membrane; extrinsic component of membrane; cytosol. NCBI's taxonomy places the organism in Eukaryota, Metazoa, Arthropoda, Arachnida, Ixodida, Ixodidae.